Molecule: messenger RNA, 1985 nt
Organism: Manihot esculenta (cassava)
Lineage: Eukaryota; Viridiplantae; Streptophyta; Magnoliopsida; Malpighiales; Euphorbiaceae
Product: protein root UVB sensitive 4
Exons: 10
Coding region: 238-1797 (519 amino acids)
Source: RefSeq, a predicted model, not a curated record
GAGCCUAGUCAAAACGGAAAGAGGAAAGGAGGGAAACAUUCCUCAAAACCACACACUGUCUUCUCGCUUCAAGUCCCCUCCACAAACAGUUGCCUUCUCCUCUUUGGUUCGCCGACCAGCGACCCUUCUCAACCUUAAAGCCGGGAACUUUAAUGCCAGCAACCAACUUUGGCGGGAAAAAAUAACAAACGAUUCCUCUGUUUAACUCUCACUUGAUAGUUGUUGCAAUUCCUUUUCAUGCAAUCUACGUUAUACUCACCCACUAAUUCUCGCCAAUUCCAUUUUCCAUGGAGACCCCAUCAUUUGAAACCCAUCUCCAAGAAGCUCAAAUUAUCCUCACCCAGAGCCCCAACUCUUACCGCUUCACUCAGAACCUCCAUCAAUUACGAACCUGAAGAAGGUCUUAAUGAGGGGCCGAGACCCAUCUUGCCCGUGCGGCUACCGGUGGUGAUUAGGCACUCCGGUAGGGUCUCCAGGUAUUCGUGGGACGGGAGCAGCUUGAAAUUGGUGAGUGUUGAUGGCGGUGCGUUGUCUUUUUGUCUUGAUUUCGAGGAUGGGUUUCGUAAAAUUUUUCGGGUUUCCAGUUUGGCUGUUAGGAAUUUCUUUAUUCCUAAGCAAGUCCCUGAUAAUUACAUGGCUUACGUGAAAUGGAAGCUCUUGCACCGCGUUUUUAGCUCCGCUUUACAGGUUCUUGCUACCCAGGCCAUGUUUCGGGCUAUAGGCAUUGGUUAUUCUCGUUCGCUUCCAUCUGCAGCUGCUCUUAACUGGGUCUUGAAGGAUGGACUUGGACGGCUGAGUAGGUGCAUCUACACUGCUAGCUUGGCUUCUGCCUUUGAUACCAAUUUGAAGAGAGUUAGGUUCUCAACAUCUGUUCUCUUCAGUUUAAGCAUUGGAGUGGAGCUGCUGACUCCUGCAUUUCCUCAACAGUUCUUGCUUCUUGCUACUUUAGCCAAUGUUGCAAAACAAAUAAGCCUGGCUUCCUACUUGGCAACUAGUUCCGCUAUCCAUAGAAGCUUUGCAGUAGCAGAUAAUCUUGGUGAAGUUUCAGCAAAAGCACAGAUACAAACGGUAUGCUUCGAUAAUCUUGGCCUCUUGAUUGCUGCACUUUUGAAUAUGCUGUUCAAGAACAAUCAAAGAUUGCUUGCAGGGUUGCCUUUUGUUGUUUACCCUAUUUUCUCAGCUAUAGACCUUUUUGGAAUAUAUCAAGGGCUUAAACAUGUCCAUCUGCAAACAUUAACUAAGGAUAGGCUUGAAAUCAUACUAAAUUCAUGGAUUGAGUUAGGACAUGUACUUUCACCUGCAGAAGCGAGUAAAAUAGAAGGAAUUGAUUUUCUGCGCAGCAAAGGAAAAGAACUAUGGCCCAUUAGAAUUGGGUGCAUAAACACCAAGGAUCAGGUACCUAAGUUGUCAAUGAUGGCAAUGCAGUCUUUGAGUGAGAAGGAUUUUUACUUCAUAUGCAUGGAAAACUCUCACAGAAGAUUGACAAGAUCUAAGCAACAAGGAAUUCUUCUAUGCAUACGCGAGGGGGCUGGCACUGCAGAUGUUAUAAUGGGUUUGUUGCAGGCCUGCUACAUUCGGAAGGCUCUACUUCUUAGUAGGUUGGGAACUAUUUUGGAGGAUAAUGAACCAGAAGGCUCCGUUCUGAAGGAGUGGACUAAAUUGAUUGAGGAUAGCAAGGGAGCAGCAGAAAGAGAUUUGUCCCCAUUAGCUAGUCAAAUGUUGGCACUGGGCUGGGCUAUCAAGAAUAUAUUACUGAGCAAUGAGGAGCAGGCUAGAUACAGUUUUGUAGAUGAUUGAGCAAUCAAACAUCUGGGUGUACACUACUGUAAAGUUAAGGUGGCUCUCCCACUGACCGUAGGAGAGUUUUUGGGAUCAUUAUUAUUUUUAUUCAAAAAGAAAAAAAAAUUGCAUGCAGCAAUUUAUCUGAUGUGUGUCUACUUGUGUCAAUAAUAUGCAGUCAAAAAGGUGAAAUCCAUGAUUAUUCA